AUGUCUGACCGUGGAAAGCAGGGCGGCAAAGCCAAGGGCAAGGCGAAGUCUCGCUCGUCCAGGGCGGGCUUGCAGUUCCCUGUGGGUCGAGUGCACCGCCUGCUUCGCAAAGGGCACUACGCGGAGCGCGUGGGAGCCGGAGCCCCUGUCUACACGGCGGCGGUGCUGGAGUACCUGACUGCCGAGAUCCUGGAGCUGGCCGGCAACGCGGCGCGGGACAACAUGAAGGCGCGUAUCAUCCCUCGGCACCUGCAGCUGGCCAUCCGCAACGACCAGGAGCUGAACAAGCUGCUGGCCAAAGGCACCGUCCCCCAGGGCGGCGUCCUGCCCAAGAUCACAAAGUGA
Molecule: messenger RNA, 345 nt
Organism: Podarcis lilfordi (Lilford's wall lizard)
Lineage: Eukaryota; Metazoa; Chordata; Lepidosauria; Squamata; Lacertidae
Source: the annotation of a GenBank genome assembly